Molecule: messenger RNA, 642 nt
Organism: Zingiber officinale
Lineage: Eukaryota; Viridiplantae; Streptophyta; Magnoliopsida; Zingiberales; Zingiberaceae
Exons: 4
Coding region: 218-484 (88 amino acids)
Biological process (GO): mRNA splicing, via spliceosome
Cellular component (GO): precatalytic spliceosome; U2 snRNP
Source: RefSeq, a predicted model, not a curated record
ACCCAUUUCCCCCACACCCAGCCACUGUGCCAGAUAUCGCCGUCACUUCUUUCUCUUCACUCUCGUUGGUCUCAGUCGGGCUCUCCACCGAGCUCAGAUCCCCGAUCGAGAGUCACACUACUCCGGCGGGUCUGCGGAAGCUUGUGAGCAGGCGGGGAGUCCAUCGACCACCACACCGGCGGCACAGCUACGACUGAGUUGAGGCUUCGACGGAGGAAUGAGUAAGGCAAGCGACAGAUUCAACAUCAAUUCUCAGCUAGAGCAUCUUCAAGCUAAAUAUGUUGGAACAUGGCAUGCAGACUUAAAUAGAUUCGAAUGGGGUGUGAAUAUCCAACGCGACAGUUAUGCAUCAUACAUUGGCCACUACCCUAUCUUGGCCUAUUUUUCUGUUGCUGAAAAUGAAUCCAUUGAAAGACAACGCUACAAUUUUAUGCAAAAAAUGCUGUUGCCUUGUGGUCUUCCUCCAGAGAGAGAAGAAGAUUGAAGUCCUGUGUUACUUGUGGCUGCUUCCUUGUAUUUUUAUUUAUACUGCUGUGUAGAACUCUUUAUGCGUGUUGAACUGAGAUCAUCUGUAAUGGAUUUGAAGUUUGCUGGCUACAGAUGGUAAACACUUGUUUAACUAUUUUUCUGUUUCUUUGUUUU